Molecule: messenger RNA, 944 nt
Organism: Erythranthe guttata (spotted monkey flower)
Lineage: Eukaryota; Viridiplantae; Streptophyta; Magnoliopsida; Lamiales; Phrymaceae
Product: nudix hydrolase 18, mitochondrial
Cellular component (GO): nucleus; cytoplasm
Molecular function (GO): pyrophosphatase activity
Source: RefSeq, a predicted model, not a curated record
UUUAAUUAAUUUUAUUUUUUGGUCACAAUCUUUUUUCAUAAUAUAUAUGUUUGGCAAAAUCUUAGUUUCAAAUCUUCCAAAAUAAACAUGGAAUUGAAGAACAUGGUUGCUCUUGUUUCCCGUACCGGCAGACAAAUGCAGCGUUACAACUUCCAUGGUGACCGCCAAGUUGUUGGAUGUAUUCCGUACAGAUACAAAGACACGUGCGAGACAACGACGUCGUUUCCGGUGGAUGAGGAAGAAAUUGAAGUUCUUGUUAUCACUUCACAGAGAAAAGGAAAAGGGGUUUUAUUUCCAAAGGGAGGGUGGGAAAACGACGAAUCUAUUGAAGAUGCUGCCUUGCGUGAAACUGUGGAGGAGGCAGGGGUUGUAGGCGAUGUUCAGCAUAAAUUGGGUAAAUGGAAUUUCAAGAACAAAAGCAAUGACACUGGCUACGAGAGUCAUAUGUUUCCGUUACUUGUUAAGGAGCAGCUCGAUUUCUGGCCGGAGAAAGACGUUCGUCAAAGAUUAUGGAUAAGUGUAGGAGAAGCUAGAAAGGUUUGUCAAUACUGGUGGAUGAAGGAAGCUUUAGAAUUACUAGUCAAUCGUCUCACAACGCAACCUAACGAAGCUAACGAAGAUAACGUUUCUCUUAGCCAGAGCAUGAAAUCUAAUUUGUAGUUUUAAAAAAAAACGAGAGACGAAAAAAAGCGACUUCAAAUCGAAGAAUUAAAAACGAGAGAAUGAUCAGUGUUGGCAAAGAGAUGUACACUGAUCUCGUUUCGUUUUUUUUUUUUUUUACCUUCGGAUUCUUGAAAGUCUUUGUAUAGCUUUUAAGCUCGUCGGAAAAUCUAGUUUAGUUUAUUAUUCCUGAACUCCAAGCAGAACUUUUUUUUUUUUUUAAUAUGUAUGAGGAAAUUGUUUAAACAGCCUCUUUCUAUUUAAUUCCAUGGUGUUCUUGAUUA